Molecule: messenger RNA, 269 nt
Organism: Lucilia sericata (common green bottle fly)
Lineage: Eukaryota; Metazoa; Arthropoda; Insecta; Diptera; Calliphoridae
Product: elongation of very long chain fatty acids protein 4-like
Exons: 2
Coding region: 96-269 (57 amino acids)
Cellular component (GO): membrane
Molecular function (GO): fatty acid elongase activity
Source: RefSeq, a predicted model, not a curated record
AGCAUUUUUUCCCGCAUUAAUAACUCCCUUAUUCAUAUUGUUAUGUACACUUAUUAUGGUUUAAGUGCUUGUGGCCCAGUAAUACAAAAAUAUUUAUGGUGGAAAAAUAUUUAACCGCCAUCCAGUUGCUACAAUUUACCACCGGCUUGCUGUGGGCUCUACAGGCCAUUGCCACUCAAUGUGAUUUUCCAUUAUGGAUCAACUGUGCCACCAUUAUCUAUAUGAUAACAUUUUUAAUACUUUUCGGACGUUUUUAUAGACGUAAAUAA